Argiope bruennichi is the source of this 1952-nucleotide messenger RNA. Its product is annotated as guanine nucleotide-binding protein G(o) subunit alpha-like. The transcript has 10 exons. The coding region runs from base 647 to 1726 and encodes 359 amino acids. The record is from RefSeq and is a predicted model, not a curated record. Gene Ontology annotation, biological process: adenylate cyclase-modulating G protein-coupled receptor signaling pathway; Rho protein signal transduction. Gene Ontology annotation, cellular component: heterotrimeric G-protein complex. NCBI's taxonomy places the organism in Eukaryota, Metazoa, Arthropoda, Arachnida, Araneae, Araneidae. Gene Ontology annotation, molecular function: G protein-coupled receptor binding; GTPase activity; G-protein beta/gamma-subunit complex binding.
UAUACUUUGUAAUUUUUAUAACUUAUAAGCGAAAAAUUUUAUUUCAAAUUUAAAUAAAUUAAUACCUUUUAAUCAAACAUUUUGGCAUUAUUUUUCUCUGUUUAUGAAGAUAAAGCGAACUGCAGCCGAACGAGCAAACGAUAUUUGUUUCAAACGAGCGAGUGACAUAUUCUGGCAACGGUCUUAUUUCGCAAGUUAUUAUAAUUUCAUGACCAACUUUACAAUGGAAGAUUGCUUCAGUCUAGUAUUGCAUACUGCGGAUAUUUUAUGCGGCCAUCGUGAGUCUUCUGUCUUCCACAGCAGAUAUAAGAUAUGGAACUGAGUCUUAACUGCAAAGUAAGCAAACUCGUGGAAUAACGUGGGUCACUUCUUUUUUUUAUAAGUGGUGAAAAAGACUCUCCACUCCAAAUAUGAAAUCUCGGAUAAAAUGACCCGAAUAACUGCUAAGGAGUGAAAGUGAAGCGAUAUAAUUCAUUUUUCUGACAGAACUGAACAAAGGCAGUGUUUUUCCUGAAGUUUGAUGAUGUAAUGCAACGAUGGUGAGAAUUUCUUCCGCAUCAAAAGUUUUAAAGCUUUAUUCGGUUUGUUCUAGUAAACAUAACUUCCAUUUGUGGUUUUGUGAUUUCAAGUUGUAAGGUAAUGGAGCAUGGGGGCAUGUCUAAGUCUUGAUGAAGAGGAAAGACGCGCUCAGUUGCGAAGCGAAGAAAUCGAUAGACAACUCGCUGAACUCGCAAAGCAAGAGCGAAAUGUCAUUAAGAUAUUACUCUUGGGGGCUGGUGAGAGUGGGAAAAGUACCUUGGUGAAGCAGAUGAAAAUAAUCCAUAGUGAUGGAUUUACUAUUGAAGAACUAAAGAGCUUUAAGCCAACAGUGUUGGAUAACAUAUUAAGUUCCAUGAAAUAUGUUCUUACAGGAAUGGGAAUUCUGCGUAUUAAUUUAGAAAAUGCCAAAAAUAAGGUUCAUGCUCAAACUAUUUUAUCCUGCCAAUGCUGCUUUGAUGAAAACUAUUCCAUGCUGCCAUAUAUUGCCAGUGCCCUAAGAAGCUUAUGGGCUGAUAAAGGAGUUAGACUUGCUGUAGCUAGAGGAUAUGAAUAUGAAUUAAAUGAUUCUGCUCUAUAUUUGUUUGAGGGUAUGGAUCGAAUUUGCUCAGAGAAAUAUGUGCCAACAGCUACCGAUGUCCUGAGAGCUCGAGUACGCACAACUGGAAUAAUUGAAACUCAUUUCAAGAUAAAUGAUUUUGUGAUAAGAAUGUUUGAUAUUGGUGGACAAAGAUCUGAGCGUAGAAAAUGGAUUCAAUGUUUCGACGAUGUUGGUGCUCUUCUAUUUGUUGUUGCUUUGAGUGGCUAUGAUAUGGUAUUGCAAGAGGACAAUUCAGUGAAUCGCCUGCAAGAAAGUUUGCAGCUGUUUUCUUCAAUAUGCAACAAUCGAUUUUUCAUUAAUACAUCAAUGAUUUUAUUUCUCAACAAACUCGAUUUGUUUCGUGAAAAGAUUUUAUACUCUGGCCGACAUCUUCGUUACUAUAUGGCUGAUUAUGAUGGACCAGACUAUGAUGUUGACAGUGGAGCACUAUUUGCUCAGCAUAAAUUUCAAGCCCAAAACAAGCAUACUGGAAAAGUAAUUUAUCCCCAUUUCACUACAGCUACAGAUACCAGUAAUGUCCAGGUUGUUUUCCAAGUUGUUAUGGAUACAAUUGUAAGGGAAAAUUUAAAGACAGCUACGUUGUUGUGAGGUGAAAAAUUGGUUUGGUUAUCAAAGUGCCAUGUCUGAACUGUACAUAUACAAAUAUCAUAAUCAUUUUUACAUACACAUACAGAAAAUAUAUUUUUAGAUUUAGAGCUGUUGUGUCUUUUUAGUGAUUUUACUGUUGGAGUUGAUAGAAAUGGUUUUUGUUAUGAAUGUGAUACUUUUGUAUACUUUUAUAAAAAAAAAAUGUUAUUAAAAUAAUCCAACAAAC